Molecule: messenger RNA, 1489 nt
Organism: Branchiostoma belcheri (Belcher's lancelet)
Lineage: Eukaryota; Metazoa; Chordata; Leptocardii; Amphioxiformes; Branchiostomatidae
Product: malate dehydrogenase, cytoplasmic-like
Exons: 8
Coding region: 96-1130 (344 amino acids)
Biological process (GO): tricarboxylic acid cycle; oxaloacetate metabolic process; malate metabolic process
Cellular component (GO): mitochondrion; cytosol
Molecular function (GO): L-malate dehydrogenase (NAD+) activity
Source: RefSeq, a predicted model, not a curated record
UGGUGAUCAGGCUUGACCUCCCCUCGGUCUCUCCUUGUCCAAGGUUCGCGCCGGUUGACGACCUACUUGUGUUCAGCAAACAAAACUUUCUUAAAAUGGCGACCAUGCACAAAGUUUUCUACCAGUUGCCUGGGAAGGCUCUCCGUGUGUGUGUUACUGGUGCAGCAGGACAGAUUGCCUACUCCCUCCUGUACUCUGUAGCCAAGGGAGAUGUGUUUGGGAAGGAUCAGCCUAUCAUCCUAACACUGCUGGACAUCGCACCCAUGAUGGAAGUGCUGAAAGGAGUGGUCAUGGAACUCCAGGACUGUGCCUUGCCCAUCCUCCAAGAGGUCAUAGCCACUGCAGAUGAGAGGGAAGCCUUCACCGACAUUGACGUGGCCAUGCUUGUUGGAGCCAUGCCACGCAGGGAAGGAAUGGAGAGGAAAGACCUGCUCAAGGCCAACGCCAAGAUCUUCCAGUCUCAGGGAAAGUCCCUUGACCAGUACGCCAAGAAGACUGUCAAGGUUGUUGUGGUGGGCAACCCGGCCAACACCAAUGCUCUGAUCGCCAUGAAGUGUGCCCCUUCCAUCCCGAAGGAGAACUUCAGCUGCCUCACCAGGCUGGACCAGAACAGGGCCAAGUCUCAGAUUGCGGGGAAGUGCUCGGUACCGACCAGCGCAGUGAAGAACGUGACCAUUUGGGGGAACCACUCCUCCACGCAGUUUCCUGACGCCAUGCACGCUGUCGUGGUGAAAGACGGGAAGGACCUGAAGGCUACUGAGGCUGUCAAUGACGAUGCCUGGCUAAAGGGCGAUUUUAUCACUACUGUGCAGAAGCGAGGUGCAGCAGUGAUAGCAGCCCGCAAGUUGUCCAGCGCCAUGUCUGCCGCCAAGGCCAUCUGUGACCACGUCAGGGAUUGGGUUCAGGGCACACCAGAUGGUGAAUGGGUGUCCAUGGGCGUGAUCUCAGACGGCAACAGUUACGGCGUCCCCGAGGGGCUGAUCUACAGCUUCCCCGUCAAGCUGUCCGGCGGGAAGUGGACCAUCGUCGACGGGCUAUCCAUUGACGCCUUCGCACGCGAGAAGAUGGACCUCACCGCGAAGGAGCUUGCCGAAGAACGUGACGCAGCGUUUGAGUUUAUCGGCAAUUGACUACACGACACUUGGAAGAAGCACAAGCUUUAGAAUCUUUUGGCACAUGAAAUAACUGCGAUAGGCCUGGAUUUUACAGUUAGAAUCAAGGAGUGUUCCCUACACCGCAUGAUGUACAUGUUGCCUUAAGAGCAAAGCAGAGUGAUCAUAUAAUGUAUUAUGAAAAUUCUAUUAGUAUAUCAUAUCCACCAAGUGGUUGAUGUGUGAGAUUCUAUGGUAUAGAACACAAUUCAGAUUUUUAAAGAACAUGUAAGGAAAAUUCAUGGCAGCAAUCAAAACAGCCAUUAUGCUAUAGUUUUGCUUGAACUCGUGGCAGAAAAGAUAUUUGAAAGAAGAAAUAAAGAGUGCAGGUCAUGAUA